AUAACACGUAAAAUCUCUCUAGUAGUUCAGACGUACCCUAAUCUUUGUUUGAAAUAGUGCGACGUGCGACAUCUACCGUGUCUGUAUCUAUUUAAAAAAUCAGUUUUAAAAAGUUUGAAUUUUAUUUUUUGUUAUUUAGCUGUUUUGUAGCCAAUUAUUUGAUAUUACUCGUUGAUAUUUACAUAUUUCUAAGUAAAAAAUAUGAGCGUUAAAUUGAAUCUAAUCGUUGCAGUUAGCGAGAACAUGGGAAUCGGAAAAAACGGCGAUUUACCGUGGAGAUUGAGGAAAGAAAUGGCUCAUUUUACGCGACUGACAACAAGUACGAAGACUCCAAAUCGUAAAAACAUUGUUGUUAUGGGCAGAUUAACUUGGGACAGUAUACCAGAGAAAUUCAAGCCUUUGCCCAACAGAAUUAAUUUUAUUUUAACCAGAUCUGAUCGAGAUUUCAGCCAGUACAAGGAUACCUACAAAUUUAGUAGUUUAAAAGAAAUUAUAUCCAGUCUAGAGACGGAAAAAUUUAAAAAUGAAUUCGAGAGUGUCUGGGUUAUCGGAGGGGCUUCAGUUUAUAAGGAGGCUUUAUCUUCGCCAUAUUUCCACAGAUUAUAUCUUACAAAGGUACAGAAGAAUUUCGAUUGCGAUGCAUUUUUUCCACAACUACCCGAAAGUUUGAAGGAAAUCAGUGAUACAGAGGUUCCCGUAGAUGUUCAGGAGGAACGAGGGAUUAAAUAUACGUUUCAUGUUUAUCAACGGGUCUAGAAUAAGAAACAAUGUAGAACUAUGUAAGUAAACCAUUUAUUUUUGUAGUAUUUACAGAAUAAAACGAAUAUAUACAAUAUAUAAUUUCAAAAUAUUAAAACUUGUAAAGGAACAUUGUAUAACAAAAAUAAAAAUAAGUUUAUUUUUGUUUAUAUUUGAAUAUGUAUAUGUAUCAUCUUUCUAUACAAUUUAUUUCUGUAUUAUCAACUCUACAGAACUAACUAUGUUAUUUUUCAUAGAUAUACAAUUAAAUAUGUUUUAUUACUUUU
Messenger RNA from Sitophilus oryzae (rice weevil), 1025 nucleotides. Its product is annotated as dihydrofolate reductase-like. Gene Ontology annotation, biological process: dihydrofolate metabolic process; tetrahydrofolate biosynthetic process; glycine biosynthetic process. Lineage: Eukaryota; Metazoa; Arthropoda; Insecta; Coleoptera; Curculionidae. Bases 202 to 756 code for a protein of 184 amino acids. The transcript is spliced from 4 exons. Gene Ontology annotation, molecular function: NADP binding; dihydrofolate reductase activity. Gene Ontology annotation, cellular component: mitochondrion. The record is from RefSeq and is a predicted model, not a curated record.